AUGGAAACAGAACCUGGGGCCAAUGGAACAGCCGUUACUGAAUUCAUCCUGCUGGGCUUGGUGGACACACCGGAGUUGCUACCACUUGUCUUUGUGCUCUUCCUCUUUGCCUACCUGCUCACAGUUGGGGGCAACCUCAGCAUCCUGGCUGCCAUCUUGGUGGAGCCCAAACUCCACACUCCCAUGUACUUCUUCCUGGGGAACCUAUCAGUGCUGGACGUUGGGUGCAUCACAGUGAUCAAUCCCUUCCACUGUGACCUGCCACAGCUCUUCCAGCUCUCUUGCUCCAGCACCCAACUCAAUGAGCUGCUGCUUUUUGGUCUGGGUAUCCUCAUGGCAGGUGCACCUGUGGUUCUUAUUGUCACCUCCUACAUCCAUGUGGCAGCUGCAGUGCUACGGAUCCGCUCAGUGGAGGGCAGGAAGAAGGCCUUCUCCACAUGUGGCUCCCACCUCACUGUGGUUGGCAUCUUCUACGGGACAGGCAUCUUCAGCUACAUGCGUCUGGGUUCAGUGGAGGCUUCAGACAAGGACAAGGGGAUUGGCAUCCUCAACACUGUCAUCAGCCCUAUGCUGAACCCACUCAUCUACAGCCUCCGGAACCCUGAUGUACAGGGUGCCCUGCGUAAAGUGCUCAUGGGGAAGCGAGCCCCUGCAUGA
This is a messenger RNA of Myotis davidii, 657 nucleotides long. RefSeq names its product olfactory receptor 3A2-like. The record is from RefSeq and is a predicted model, not a curated record. Gene Ontology annotation, molecular function: G protein-coupled receptor activity; olfactory receptor activity. Bases 1 to 657 code for a protein of 218 amino acids. Lineage: Eukaryota; Metazoa; Chordata; Mammalia; Chiroptera; Vespertilionidae. Gene Ontology annotation, biological process: G protein-coupled receptor signaling pathway. The transcript has a single exon. Gene Ontology annotation, cellular component: membrane.